Messenger RNA from Erigeron canadensis, 1087 nucleotides. RefSeq names its product probable cytokinin riboside 5'-monophosphate phosphoribohydrolase LOGL10. Gene Ontology annotation, cellular component: nucleus; cytosol. Gene Ontology annotation, biological process: cytokinin biosynthetic process. The transcript has 7 exons. The record is from RefSeq and is a predicted model, not a curated record. Lineage: Eukaryota; Viridiplantae; Streptophyta; Magnoliopsida; Asterales; Asteraceae. The coding region runs from base 125 to 805 and encodes 226 amino acids. Gene Ontology annotation, molecular function: hydrolase activity, hydrolyzing N-glycosyl compounds.
CCUCUCAACCCCACUUUCACUUUCAAGUAUAUAUGCCACAACAAAAAAAACUCUGUUUGCAUUUCUGAAUUCUGAUUAAAUUAAGUUUUAAGCAACAAAAGGAGAGUUGAGACUGUUUCUAAAUAUGGAAAGCAACAACAAUCAUGGCGGUGGGACAAUGGUGGUGAAACAAUCAAGAUUUAAGCGUAUUUGUGUAUUUUGUGGUAGCAGCCCCGGCAAGAACCCUGUCUACCGCCUUGCUGCCAUCCAACUCGGCAACCAAUUGGUUGAAAGGAACAUAAACUUGGUAUAUGGAGGUGGAAGCAUUGGUUUGAUGGGCCUCAUCUCUCAAGCUGUUUACGAUGGUGGUCGCCACGUUAUUGGGGUUAUUCCUAAAUCCCUUAUGCCUAAAGAGAUCAUCGGAGAAACCAUUGGAGAGGUAAAACCGGUAUCGAAUAUGCAUCAAAGGAAGGCUGAAAUGGCUCGUCAAGCCGAUGCAUUUAUUGCUUUGCCAGGUGGUUAUGGCACACUUGAAGAACUUCUUGAAGUUAUUACAUGGGCACAACUCGGGAUACAUGAAAAACCGGUCGGAUUGUUGAACGUAGAUGGAUACUACAACUCAUUGUUGUCAUUCAUAGAUAAGGCCGUCGAUGAAGGAUUUAUCACACCUAUUGCUCGUCGCAUUAUUGUGUCUGCUCCCACUGCUCAAGAACUCCUCUCUAAGCUUGAGGAAUAUGUACCAGAUCACAACGGAAUGGCAACUAAGCUGAGUUGGGAAAUGGAGCAACAAUUGGGUAAUACUACAAAGUCAGAGUUUGCACGUUGACUUUAUCUUAUACCACAAACUCAAGGCCCAUUAACAACCACCACCAACAGUUUCCAUCGCACUCCUUGACUGUUUGGAGGAGACUUCUAUGUUCGGUAUAUACAGCAAAGACCAGUAUUUCACUCAAAUGCACGUGGUUUAACUUGUUUCCGAACACUCCUUGAGUGCAAGUCAAUAUAUAUCAUCAAGUAUAUUCAACUUAUUUCCUUUUGUAGUGUUUUUUUUAGUUUCAUAUUAAAGAUGUAUAUAAAUUAAAGUACUUUUAUAAUAAUAGUAAAAACG